Thlaspi arvense is the source of this 1326-nucleotide messenger RNA. The record is from the annotation of a GenBank genome assembly. Lineage: Eukaryota; Viridiplantae; Streptophyta; Magnoliopsida; Brassicales; Brassicaceae.
CGAUCUAAUCUGAUCAGUGUCAGUGUCUCUUCAAGUUUUAACCGCAAAGGAGAAAGAAGCAUCUCCCUAGUCUCUCUCUCUCUCUACUUCGUUUGUCUACGGUUUUGGGAAAGUGAAGGAGAUAACAGAGCGAAAAGGGUAAUCAUGGCUGCGACAUCUUCCUCUGCUUUCCUCCUUAAUCCGUUGACUUCUCCCCACCGGCCUUUUAAAUACUCGCCAGAGCUCUCUUCUGUCUCCUUAUCUUCUAGAAAGGCGGCUACUUUCGAUUUUCUCCCGGCUGCUCUCACUCUCAAGAGACAGAGCCAGAGGUGUAGCGGUGUUGUGUGCAAGGCUGUGUCUGUCAAGCCCGAAGCUGGAAUCGAAGGGCUCAAUAUCGCCGAGAAUGCCGCUCAGCUUAUUGGGAAAACUCCGAUGGUGUACUUGAACAACAUAGUCAAGGGCUGUGUUGCAAGUGUUGCUGCCAAGCUUGAAAUCAUGGAACCAUGUUGCAGUGUCAAGGAUAGGAUUGGGUAUAGUAUGAUUACUGAUGCUGAGCAAAAAGGACUUAUAACACCUGGAAAGAGUGUUCUUGUGGAAUCUACAAGUGGAAACACAGGGAUUGGUCUUGCAUUUAUUGCUGCUUCAAAGGGAUAUAAACUUAUCUUGACGAUGCCCUCGUCCAUGAGUUUGGAAAGACGGGUUCUUUUGAGGGCAUUUGGAGCUGAGCUUGUAUUAACCGAGCCUGCAAAAGGCAUGACUGGAGCAAUUCAGAAGGCUGAAGAAAUCUUGAAAAACACUCCAAACUCCUACAUGCUCCAACAGUUUGACAACCCAGCCAAUCCCAAGAUUCAUUACGAGACUACUGGUCCUGAAAUAUGGGAAGAUACAAGAGGGAAGGUGGAUAUAUUGGUUGCGGGAAUUGGAACUGGUGGAACUAUCACUGGCGUUGGUCGAUUCAUUAGAGAAAGAAAACCCGAAUUGAAGAUUAUAGGUGUAGAACCAACUGAAAGCGCCAUACUUUCUGGUGGAAAACCUGGACCUCACAAGAUUCAAGGAAUCGGAGCUGGGUUUAUUCCUAAGAAUUUGGAUCAGGCUAUUGUAGAUGAAUACAUUGCGAUUUCCAGUGAGGAAGCUAUUGAAACCGCGAAGCAACUAGCUCUCCAGGAAGGCUUGUUGGUCGGUAUAUCUUCUGGAGCUGCUGCUGCUGCUGCAAUCCAAGUCGCCAAGAGACCUGAAAAUGCCGGGAAACUCAUAGCUGUUGUGUUCCCGAGCUUUGGGGAACGAUACCUCUCGACCAUGCUUUUCCAGUCGAUUCGAGAAGAGUGCGAGAAAAUGCAGCCUGAGCCU